Molecule: messenger RNA, 2489 nt
Organism: Aphis gossypii (cotton aphid)
Lineage: Eukaryota; Metazoa; Arthropoda; Insecta; Hemiptera; Aphididae
Product: acetyl-coenzyme A transporter 1-like
Exons: 10
Coding region: 753-2336 (527 amino acids)
Cellular component (GO): membrane
Molecular function (GO): acetyl-CoA transmembrane transporter activity
Source: RefSeq, a predicted model, not a curated record
UUACUAUUACAUUUGUGAAAUUCCUUUGGAUGUGCGUUUAGUGUUGCUCAUAAUUCACUUCAAAGGAUUGCACAUUUCUUAUUAACUGCACGCGAAUCAUUUACUUUAGCAAAUCGUACUUUGCACAUACCUACCUCGCAGACUUACCUCAACCUCGUGGUUCUGACCGACUAGAUGUACAUUAAAUAAUAACCAUAAAACCCGUGAAAAUGAAAUUGGACAUCAUCUUAAGGUGAAGGUCGUAACCGUUAACCGAUAACAUUCCGUGUAGCCAGACGCUGUGGAUAUAACUGGUUUUACCAAUUUAGUAACGUUCCUACAUCAAAUAGGUACUGGUUAUAAACCUUUCAGUCUAUCGUAGGACUUUGACCGAUCAUCAUCGUGCAUACUAUUAUACCUUCCUCAACCCUUUUGAAAAUCGCGGGAAAUAUUCAUAUCAAUCAUUUCCAGUAUUUUUAAUAAAUCGAGUGUUAGAUAAUAUUAUAAUUUCUUGGAUAGGUAUAAUGUUCGUUAUUAAUUUACACGCAAGCCAUUAUUAAAAUACUAAAAUUUUUUUUUUAUAUUUAUCUUAAUCUUUAUUACUCGUGACUGAUGCAAACACGUUCAUAAUUGUUUAUAAAAUUCUUACUUUAUGAUUAACACAGUAUUUUAUAAGAUAACAAUUUAAAAAUAUCACCAAUCUGUGUUCACUAGUUAAAUUUAAAAACUAAAUCGUUUGUUAACGGCCAAGUUCUAUAGUACAAUAAAAAAUCAUGAUAAAACCGACUAAACAUAAAGAUGAUUCAGCUGAGGUAUAUGUUGUAUCGCUCAAAUCUAAGUCAGAAAAACCAAACCUGGAUGGAGAUCGGUUGAAUAUAUUCCUAUUAAUAUUACUAUACAUAAUACAAGGAUUUCCUAUAGGCGUAUCUACAGCUCUUCCGUUGAUUUUACAAAGUAAAGAAACGAUUACGUAUGAAGAUCAAGCAGCAUUUAGUAUAGCAUUAUGGCCUUAUAGCAUUAAGCUCUUGUGGGCUCCAAUUAUUGACGCACUCUAUAUAAACUCAAUUGGUAGACGAAAAUCCUGGCUAUUACCACUUCAAAUAUUAAUGGGAGUCACAUUUAUUUAUAUGGCCAACAAUAUGGAUGAUUGGUUGCCCGAGGUAGGAAAACCAAAUCUUAAAAUGAUAGUGCGUAUGAUUUUCGCCGUUAAUUUUUUAUCUGCAACUCAAGAUAUUGCCGUCGAUGGUUGGUCAUUGUCUGUGUUGAAGAAGAAAAACGUGAGUUAUGCCUCCAUGUGUCCUUCUAUAGGAGUACCGAUUGGAAUGUUCAUAGGUUCAGUUUGUUUCACUCUGCUGGUAUCUGAGCAUUUCAGCGUCAAAUAUUUAGGAGCAAUUAUCGGAACAGGAGGAGUUAUAACUAUGAAAAGUUUUUUUAAUAUUUGGGCUAUCAUAAUUUUGUUGCUCACACUAUUUAUUGGAUUAUUUAAAAAAGAAAAGUAUACAAAAGAAGACGGCCACGAAAAAAUCAGUGUUUUUCAAAAUUAUAAACUGUUGUGGGAAAUUUUAAAGCUACCUCGAAUUAAAGUAUUGGCACUAGCGUUGCUUACGAUAAAGAUAGGAUUUACUGCAACGGAGACUGUAACAAACCUGAAAUUAGUUGACGCCGGUGUACCUAAAGAUGACAUUAUGAUUAUAAAUUCAGUAAUGUACGUAAUUAAAUUUUUUUUCCCAAUGUUUAUAUGCAAAUAUAUUACGAGUUCAACGCCAAUGAGUUACCAUCUGAAAAUGACACCCGUCAGGUUAAUUUGGGGUAUUGUAUUCGCUGUAUUGGUUUAUUAUACACCAAGUUUAAUAUAUAAAAAAGAAGAAUUUGUUACUAUACCGUAUUAUUAUUAUAUUAUAUUAGGAUUGGUAUCUACUAUAAGCGAGAUGUUGAGUUUAUUCUUGAUGCUGACAUUACUUGCAUUCUUUUGUAAAAUAAGUGACCCUCAUUUUGGUGGAACAUAUAUGACACUAUACAACACAUUUUACUUUUUGGGAUGGUUAAUACCGAAUACUUUUGUUUUGAAACUAAUUGAUAUUUUGACUUUAAAUGAAUGUUCAAAUGAUGCUCAAAAUACAUGUUACACAAAAGACUUAAAAAGCCAAUGCCAAGCAAAUGGAGGAUCUUGUGAAAUUUAUGUGGACGGAUACUAUAUAUCAAUGUUCAUAUGUACGACUCUUGGGUUCAUUUGGUACUUUAGUUUUAGAAAUAUCUUAAAAAAAUACCAAUUAGUUGAUCUUUAUCAUUGGAUGGUGCAUGGGAAACAAUUAAGUAAUGAAGAAGUAAACGAACCAUGUAUUAUAUCCUCACAGUAAUUUCAUAUAAUGGCCAUAUUAAAUACUUAGAAGUCUAAGUAUAUUUUAAAUAUUAUAAUGUAUAUUAAAACAUUUUGGUUUUAAAAUAAAAUAAAAAAAAUCAUUUACGUUCUUACGUACACUUAAAUGAUUGAAACAUAUAAUGCUGCAACA